Molecule: messenger RNA, 3614 nt
Organism: Paramisgurnus dabryanus
Lineage: Eukaryota; Metazoa; Chordata; Actinopteri; Cypriniformes; Cobitidae
Product: TRPM8 channel-associated factor homolog
Biological process (GO): positive regulation of protein targeting to membrane
Cellular component (GO): plasma membrane
Molecular function (GO): transmembrane transporter binding
Source: RefSeq, a predicted model, not a curated record
CUGUAUGACUGUUGACCUUGCAAGAAAAAAUAUUCUUAAAAGACCAUUCUUGCCUCAUUAAUUUGCCAGGACAAUUUGGUGUCAGAAGUGGGAUCCCUUGACAACCUGAGAACAGACACAAUUGAUCAUCCGGCUACUUUUGUAGCUAGUUUUCGAAAGAACUCAGUGGCAUUAAACUACGGCUUUUUGACUAUUUAAAGCAUCAUGGCACGUGAAAAUGACUACUGCACCAUCAUGACUGGUCUGAGUGAGCUUGACCUCCAAGGCAAUCCGGUGCCUAGUGAUCUUGUGCUGAUCGGUUGUGAUGCCUUUCCACUUGCCAUGAAUCCAAGAGGUCAAGUUCUGAUGGCAGCAUCUCGUUACGGUCAAGGACGUGUGGUGGUGUUGGGACACGAAGAGUACUUGACCCGUUUCCCUGGCCUGAUAGAGAAUGCCCUGAUGUGGCUCAUGCCAUGUACCGGGGGUGGUGGCAUUGUAGGGAUUCAGAAGAAUUUAGGUUCAGUAGCUGACAACUUGUGCAAUUCACCUAUCAGCACAGAGCUUGUAGAUUAUCGGGAGGGAUUGGCUGUAUAUAUCACAGAUGCUUACAGCGUUGAUGAUUGUGCAAAGGAUUUGAUUUCUUUUGUCAAAUCCGGGGGUGGUUUAAUUAUUGCUGGCCAAGCAUGGUACUGGUCUUACUCUCAUUCAGAGGAAAAUGUUUUUCUGAACUUCCCAGGAAACAAGGUUUGCAGCGUCGCAGGAAUUUACUUUACAGAACACACAGGAGAACGUGGAGUAUUCCCUGUUCCUUCAAAUAUCCCAUCUAGCUGGCAUGCUGUAUCAUUUGUUAAGGAUUUUAAGAAUGACCUAGAAUUCCUGCUGAAAGAUGUGCCUCAGUUUGACAUCCAAGGUGGGGCUGUGGCAUCUGAGCUGAUGGUGCAUGGAUUAUUAGCAUUUCCUAUUGCAGUCACUCCAACUGGACAAACAUUCAUUGCCGGCACCUACUAUGGACAAGGACGGGUAAUUGUGUUAACCCACGAAAGCUACCUGGGCCAUGAAUCUCUGACCACUUUCCUGAUUAAUGCUAUUAACUGGCUUGAUGAGGGGCGUAAAGGCGUUAUUGGCAUCAUACCAAGUCUCACAGAAGCCCAAAAGAUACUCAGCAAAUCCGGUCUGAACUGCCAGUUCACAGACUUGAAAAAAGAUCUCAGUGUCUACGUCUGCACUUCCUACAGUGAUGCCGAGUGUGAAAAGAUCCAAGAAUUUGUGGCAGAAGGAGGUGGCCUUCUGAUCGGAGGUCAUGCCUGGUAUUGGGCCUAUGAAAACUGCAAUGUGAUGUCUGAAUACCCAGGAAAUCGCAUUCUUAACAAGAUGGGACUGAGUAUUUUGGACAACACUGUGACUGGGGGAUUAUACAAAGCCCCAGAAAUCAAUGAGGAUGUAUACCAUUUUCGGAAUGGACUGAGGUACUUAGGAAAUCAUGUAUCCAAAGAGUACGAAUUUACUCCUGAUGAAGAGGGCUGCUUAAAACAACUUGGCAAUGAUUGUGAAAGCUACCUUCGCAUGCGUGCACAUGACUGUGCUUCUUUUAAUUCAAUAAUAACUCUUUUUACCAACAUGGUGAAGGAGAUUGGCAUUCCACAGGUUAGUAAUACGUGCCCUGUUGAAACUCCCAAAGAUUACCUGAUGCUCCAAAUUGGGAUUGAACUGUACAAAACCAUGUCUGACCCUGAUGCCCUCCUGCCAUACAUCAUUAAGGACAUACCUGACCUGCCCACUGUGUCUGAUGCAAGAGUUUGUAUCAGCGCCAACACUGGUGGCUCUGAAGAAUGGAUAAGCACAGGCUUGUAUCUUUCUCCUGGUAUGAGGACACACAUAAUUAUUCCUUCAGAGCUCAUUGGGAAAAACUGGGAGGUCCAGAUUGGUUGUCAGACUGAUAACCUUUCGACUGCAGAUGUUUUGAAACGAGCUCCUGUGGUCCAUGAGCGAUUCCCCUUAGACCAAAAAAUGGUUCAAAUCUGUAAUCUUUGGGGAGGGCUCAUCUACCUAGUUGCACCUACCAACACCAAAGUGGAUGGGGUGGAAAUUGUGGUGCAGACUGCAGUAAAGGCUCCAUACUUCAAGUCUGGAGAGACCAGUGUAGCUGACUGGGUUGGUGGGAUCCGUCAGGCGCCAGCCCCUUGGGCGGAGCUUGAGUUUGAGAACAUCAUCAUCACAUUAGAGUCAAGUGUGAUACAGAGUCUGGAUCAUCCUGAUGAGGUGGCAGAAAGUUGGGAUGCAAUAAUGAGAGGCAUAGCUGACCUGGCAGCAAUACCUCAUAAGUUCCCCCGCAAGGAGCGAAUUGUUGCAGAUGUUCAGAUCUCUGCUGGCUUUAUGCAUGCUGGAUAUCCCAUCAUGAUACACUCCACCUCUGCCCCAGACCUGUUGGUUUUUUUAAAUAAAUCCAGUGAAAGUAAUUUGUGGGGACCUAUACAUGAGCUUGGUCAUAACCAGCAGCUUGAAGUUUGGGAGUUUCCUCCACACACAACUGAGUGCACCUGCAACCUGUGGUCAGUGUAUGUGCAUGAGGAGGUGCUUGGUGUUGACAGGGCUGCUGCUCACCCAGACAUGACCCUAGAUAGUCGACAGGAUUGCAUCAGAGAUUAUGUCGAAGGUGGCAGGGAUUUGGAACAAUGGACCGUGUGGACAGCACUGGAGACUUACAUGCAGCUUCAAGACAAAUUUGGCUGGGAUGCUUUCAAGAAGGUUUUUGCUGCCUAUCAUGACAUGACUGAAGUGCCCAAUAACAAUCCAGGCAAAAUGAAUCUGUACGCUGAGACCUUCUCCAAGGUGGUGAACAUGAAUCUGUCGUCCUUCUUCAAAGCCUGGGGUUGGCCGAUUGAGCCCAGCACUGAACAGAAGAUCUCUCAUCUCCCCGAGUGGAGCGAUCAUCCAUUGAAGCAGUAUGAAUAAGACACCUGACAGAGCUUUAAUAAUUACAGUGUGUGUGAAAGGUGUAAAAGUUAUAGGUUAAUAUUAAAGUUGAUAUAUGCGAUUAUUCGAAUAGUCUGCAUAAUAUAUUUGUGUGUGUGUUGUGUGUAAUUAUUAUUAGGGCUGCCAAAAUUAACGCGUUAAUAACGCGUUAACGCAAAUUAAUUUUAACGCCACUAAUUUUAUUAACGGCGAUUAACGCAUUGCACAAUUUCUGUUUGACCCUUGGUCCAGCCCAUAGUUGAAUAAACAGAGACGCAGACAAAUGUGACCCUGUCUAAAUGAGUUAAAGGUUUUCAUAGAAAUAAGAACAUUAAGCAAAUCGUCUAGCAAAUCCAAUGCUCUAAAUGCUCGUUGGACAUCUGAAAUGAUCUUUAUUUAUACGUCUGAGAGGUGUAACGUUACCGUCCUCCUAAUGCUUAAUAUAAUACAAAGAUGCGUCUCAUUCAUUCGCUUUUAUGCAUGACUUAGAAAAUAGAUUGCAGGACUUGCUUGAUGUUAAAAGGGUUAUUAAGAGAGAUAAAGUUCGGUACCUGAUUAAUGUUAAAGAGUUAUUAAGAGCGACAAGACUCAAAAGCGAUCUUCAACGCUGACUGACAUCUGAAGCGCGUGCACACAGAUGCGCGAGUGCGCGACCCGGAUAUAUAGACAUCUACACAAAAUUA